UCUUAAAGUUUUUAUCAAGUGAUAAACAACCUAUUUUUCAACCGGUCUUAAGAUUUUUAUCUGGUCUGUAUGUCAAUAUCCACGAGAUUCCACGUUUAACAGUAGAUUCAGUUUUUAUUGGCCAAUUCCGUAAUUCCGUUAAUGCAGAAAUUAUAGAGCCCUAUUCAGUCUUCCCGCGCCAUCAUGCAUCCGCUUCCUUCUUCAUCCUCAGCGUGGGUGACGUAAACCCACUGGUGACGUUAGCUAUUUGAGGCAGGAUAAAAUCCUUGCUUAUUUGUUGUAAUCGAAGUACUCAAAUUAUUCAAGGAAUGGUUGCACCCCUACCAUGGUUGUUAUGAACCGUUAUAACCUGUCUCUCUGUCUGAUUGAUUGAUUGGUUGUGUACGUAAACCCUCUGGCAGCUCCUCCCCAGGCAGCUUGAUUGACAGACUGACACUCUAAUGGGGACUGAAGGUUGUGCUUGGAGAUGAUUGGCAGAGGUGUCAGCAUCAUCGCAAACUGCGGUGUGAUUAACCAUCAUGUAACAGCCACAGUACAACAAACUGUGAAUAUUGACCUUUUUAGUGUGCAGUACUCAUCAUAUUUAACAACCAUUGUCCUUCAGUUAGGUCUACUUACACGUAGAUCAUUAAAGGAUGCCAGCUAUACUCGUAUCGAGGCCAUGAUUGUCUGACAUCAGCUUGUGUUGUUAGUGUAGGCAUCAUCCAUUAUGAAGAAAGUCUACGAUGAGAUGCCAACAAAUGAAGAGAGAAAAGGAAAGAGGGUGAAAGCAUAACCAGCUCCUUUCUUCCUCCAGGGACUACUAAAUGCCGUGUCUGCCAAAGGACUUGCAAAUCGAGGGUUGGUCUCAUGAGUCACCAUCAAGUGCACAAAUAGGAACAAUAUCUUAUGUCAGGGGUGUCAAACACAUUUUCACUUAGGGCCACAUCGACAUAAUGGCUGUCCUCUAAGGGCCAGAUGUAACUUAUAAAUAAAACUAAAUGUAAUCGAAUGUAAUGGAAAAUAAACGUAACAACUCCUUAAUGUUAAAUAACUCUAAAUUUAUUAAUUUUUUCAAGUGACAAACAUUACAGUUGCAUAGAAAAAAAAUAUCUUUACUUGUUGCUCUGUUACAACAUAAAUCAUUUGAAUUUGUCAGCUUAUGAAACCCACACUACUCCAUCAAUCAAGGAUCAAACUAUCCAAGUGAAUUAAGAGAAGUAACAUAAAACACGGCCGCAUGUUGGUUGAGUGGUUAGCACGUUGGCCAACACAGUAACAGCUUGGAGAUUGGAAAGACCUUGGUCCGAUUCUCCCCUGGGCAUUUCUGUGUGGAGUUUUCUGUGUGUUCUCCCCGUGUGCGCAUGGGUUUUCUCCGGGUACUCCGGCUUCCUCCCACAUUCCAAAAACAUGCAGGUGAGGUUAAUUGGUGACUCUAAAUUGUCCAUAGGUAUGAAUGUGAGUGUGAAUGAAUGGUUGUUUGUCUAUAUGUGAUUGGCUGGCGACCAGUCCAAUCAGCCCGAAGUCAGCUGGGAUAGGCUCCAGCAUGCCCCCGCGACCCUUAUGAGAAAGAAGCAGUAUCGAAAAUGGAUGGAUGGAACAUAAAACACAAGUGACAUCUAUUAUGACAUUAACUUUGUUCAAAACGUUUUUAUCAAAGUUAAAAUGGGCUAAUUACUGUAAAAUCAACAAUUGUGAGCUGCUAACAACAUGUAUGACAGAUGUAGCAUUUUACAAAAAAAAAAGGUUGCACACAGUCUUGCAUCCAACUGAUGAUUUGACUACAAUAAUUUGUCUGCAUGCAAACAUAAAACCUGCAAAUACUAAAUAAUUGCAUAAUAAUAAUAACAGCAGCUACACAUAAAUAAUAUGUAAUCAACUAAAAAUUACAAAAUAAAAGUUGACUCAGUUUACAACUAUAUUGGUCAAGUUUUUAGGUUCGUAACUAACUUAAAAACUGAUAUUUAUUAAAGUCUGUAAUUGGUCGGAACACACCUGCUAACAGACCUUCAGCAUGCACUGCUUCAAAAAACGCUCCCUCGCUUAUUAGCUUGUGGACACAUGGAAAUAGGAACCGGAAGUCAGCUCCGUAGCACGUCGAUGUCAUCAACGGUUGACUCUGUAGUUGUUGUUAACACAAAACACAUUAGUUAUAUAAUUAUAGUUUCACAUGCAAAAACAUUUUCUUUAUUGUCCAAAAAAAAAAUCCCAGGAACACAUCUACCAAUUCAGAGGAAACUGAACAACUUAUAAAAUACCAUAGUAAAGCAACAUAUGACACUUCCUACUUCCCACUAUGGGUGGCAAGAUUAAAACAUGACAAGAUUUCUUGUUUGGAGAAAAGCUACAGCCAGAAGCAAUCACACUCUACUGUGUUCUCUACUGUGAAUGAUAAUACUGUAUAAUGUCACGUUUUGGCAGAGCUGUCGGAAACUUGACCCCCAGAAUGCAGAGAAGAAGCAGCGACUAGCAAAUAAAAAUACUUUAAUGUGCUCAAGCAGUUACAGGUACUCACAGUUGCAAAGGUGCAAACAAAAAGCGACAGAGGGAAAAGCUCUGUGGGUGAAAUAACAUGGACGAAGUACAACACGUGAGUCAAAUCCUUAGGUGACAGCUCCGGAUCGGAGACGAGGCGCAAUGACAAUCAACCAGCGCCGCACGUACCAAAGUUCUGUCCUUUUAACCGCCACCGACGAUAAUCUUACGCAGCUGCGCUGCCACCAGACAUGAUGCGGCUGCCACUUCCUCCCCGGAGAAAGUGCGACCCGCCAAAAUAAGAGUGCAGGACAGGAGACAAGCAGUUUUACACUUAUUUACAUUUACAUUACAAGCUCCAGCGAUCACUGGUUUUGCUCCAUAACACACCUCAUGCGUAGAACACAUCUGUGUUGACAAUUUAGCGACAUGGUCGCUAUAUUUAGCGAGUCGUGGUGUGCAUUCAAAGUGAAAGGAAGUAUUUCUUGCUUGUAUCAGCCACGCGCACCUCCGAGCAUAAAUACUGCCCUGCAAUGCCAGUUUGAUGCCGAUCUGAAAGCUGCAUAAACCCCUCACAAUGCAGCUCAACCCUUGCAGCGACAGAACCAACAAGACAGAAUUUGAGCACACCAAGACAGUCAGACUCGCCACACACGCAUGAGUGUCCAAAGUGUGGCCCAGGGGCCAUCUGUGGAACAUGUCUCAUUACUUCAAUAAAAUAAACAACCCAAGAGCCAGGGCAAAACAUAUUAGCUUUUUCUAGUUAUGUAACUAGAAAAAGCUAAAAUGUUGACACUGAUAAUAAAAACAACGAUUUUUCUUUAAGUUUGACAGACAAAUUGCGUUAUGGUACAGUAAAGGUUUGUAGAUCAAUAUAUAAUUGAAUGUUCCUCAGUUGUUUCUAAUAUUUUUUUUAUAUUAAAAAAAAAAAAUGUAAUUAUUUUUCCUUUGCUGUUGCCCGGAUCCACUUCCACGUCUUCCUGUCUUGCAGUCUUUCGUGUUGUAUUGUGAGUAUCUUUGAAUGUAGAUACGUGGCUUCCUAAUUUCAGUACUUCUUGUUGAGCGGGCCCUUGCAAGGAGAUAGUGAUGUCAAAUGUUGAUGAAUGUAAUCCUUCCAACUGCAUUGUUCUUUGUUUGUGGGUUAUAUCUUCAAUUUUCCUUGUUGUCAUGGGCAUGUGAUCCUCAAUAUUUAUCCAGAUCCUUAAUAUAUUUGACAUCAAGCAGUCUGGCCUCUUCUGGUCCUCCAUUUAGCUUGAUGUAAAGUCUGCCAUAGGCGAUUCAAGCAAGUUGAAUCUUUCUCUGCUUCCUCUUAGAGCUUGCCUUAUUAGUGCUACAGUUUGUGCGAGUUUCCUGCUGUUGCUUUUCCAGUUGCUUUCGUUACAUCCUUCAAGGCAUCAUAUACUAUCAAAUCCUUCUCAUUCAGCAGCAUGUUUGGCCCUAUUUCUGAUUGUGGACCCGGGUUUCGAGGGCUAGUAUCAUUUUGCUUUUUGUUUGACGGUGCUGCUAGACAACCGCUUUGUAAUUCAGGAGUUAGCAGAUUAGCAGAUUUUAUUUUAAGGAAUCCGUACCUCUCGCCGGUCCGAGUUCAAGUUGAGGGUGUCAGCAAGCUCUUCUGAUCUUGUGUUCCCAACGUGUAUUCAGGAAAGCGUCAAAUAGUUAAAAUCUUCAGUAGCGACAGCAGAGCUUUUGCCAUGAGCGUCCUUUCCGGUCAACAACAAAGAGAAAAAAAAACAACUUGAGACUUGCAAAACAUUGACUACCUCCUACCCCUGCUAUUCAUCCACACAUUCACCCAGACCCCUUGGUGCCCACAACGUCUAGAAAAUAUUAUAUUUAGCUCCAGAUAGCGAUGGAUUGCUUUUCAAUUGGUCAGACGGACUGUUAAGGCAUCAAAUAGUGGAUGAUUUCGAGCAGUCGACACGCAUUGAACAAAGUAAUUGUGACUGGGCUUUACAUAAUAAGCAGGUGUUUGGCCAGUGAAGGUACGUAACACGCAUGUAUUAUGCCAGUGCAGGUGACAACAGAGGAGGGCAAGAUGUUGCUCCUACAGAUCAGGUGACCAAUUUUCUGCAGUCAAACGAGGAUGGAUGUGGAUGUCAACAACAUGAAUACAUGCAUCCCAAUGUUUGCCAAGAAUAACAACACAACACCUGUCAUCAUAAAGUCCAACAACAGGAAAAACAAGGUAGCAAGGCUGAGGCAGACGAGUAACCUGAAAUAAACAAACGCCUACAUCAAUGAGCAUCUGACAAAACGUAAUGCUGACUUCGCCAAGAAGGCAUGCAACUUAAGGAAGCAGGAAAAUUCAAGGCACUUCAGGCACACAAUUUAAGGAAGCAGGAAAAUUCAAGGUACAGUCAAACUUGUCUAUAGCGGCCACUAGAGGGAGUCUGCAAAAGUGGCCGCUAUACACAGUUGGCCUCUAUAGACAGGUUGGCGUCAAGUUUGAAUGCUGACCAGUAGAGGAAAAAAAAGAAAAAAAAGUUGUACAGCACUACUAGGCUUGUUAUUAUCAUGGUUCAUGGUUUUAAUUCAUCCUGAACAAGCAUAUGAGUCAAACAGUAGCACAUCACAUAGUACAAUUCACAAUUUUGCAUGUCCAAAAAGGAGUAGGAAGAAGCAAAGCUUAUUUAAUUCUACCCCUCAUCAGUUUCACAUCAGUUGCAAUACAUUUAUUCACCUCUUGUUCUUCCAAGUGUACUUUGUAGGUCUACAUGACAAUGUAGAGCAAUCAUAGCCAAGGUUUUUACUUACUAAAAGGAAGCUAGAGGCUUAAUAACCCACAGAACAAAGCUGUGCUAGUAAUGUCUUACGCUUCUUUUUUAUAUUUUACUUUUUAUACGGCAGAGUGUCAUUACAGCUUUAGUUCAUCAGAAAGUGACGGUGGGCGUCCCGAGCAGGAGAGCUAGGCUCAGUGCUCGCUGUGAGUUUCGAGAGAGUUGGGAAGUGUGUUUAUGUUGGCGUGGAUGUAAAGUCCUGUAGUGUUCUCCGCUGUUAAUAAAGCCAUUAAAGUGCAUCGGCGACGUGAGUAUCUCCUUCCCCACAACAAGCGGCAUUACAGUAUUGACCAGUGCGCACCAGGAAAUAAACGGUGUCACUUGUUACAGGCAUUGGCUGGACAGCUAUGUAGUGGGGCUUGUUUAACCUUUGCCUUGUGGGCAAGCAGGAAGGAGAGACGAUGCUGAGAGAUGUGUGUGUGUUCUGAGCUGCUGUCUGGUGGCCGCGUUCAAUAAAUAAAAGUUGGCAGAAGCAACAGGAGAAGUUUCCUUCUUUGCUUCGGAGCUGAAUAACACUGACAAGUUAACAGACUAGUAGCGAACGGAAAAGAAGACGGCUUUGUUUGUGUCGAAUACAGAAGAUGAGGACUUUGAUGGAUUUGUGGAUGAGGAUUGAUCAAAAAUAACGUGAGUACAUUCUAAAAUACUUCAAUUAAGUACAACCGAACUCAGUUUUGCUCCCGCUGCCGCAUGCAUGCUAGCGUAUGUUUUUUUUUUUAUUGUAGCGUCGCUGGGAGAACGUCCUGUUCCCAGCCUACUUUGCGGUAAUGUUUUGGUGCAAAUGCUCUCAAAGUUACAUGUUUGACCAGGAAAUAGCAAGCUCAAAAGAAGACAGCUUUUUUAUGUGGAACAACUGACAGUUUGUGUGGAUCUUGUGAAUGAUUGUGACUGAGCUAGGACUCAGUAAUUAAAGUCUACACACGACGGCUUCAUUGAUUGAAAAACAAAACUUUUUCGUGCAUGAAGCUUCUACUUGAGUUGGUAAUUUGGCCGCUAUAUGCGGUCAGAUAUUGACCAAGGGAGACAAAAUGGGUGGCCUCUGGCUGCAUUGGACAGGUGACUGCUAUACACAGGGUCUAUAACAUGUAAAUUUGCUGCGGGGGAUUUUUCAGUGGCUGCUAUAGGCAGGUGGCGUUCUAUAAAGGUGGCCGCUAAGACAGGUUUGACACUUGGAAUGCCAACUGCAAAAUCUUUUAAAGUUAAAUGAAGGACCGAAAGAAGCCACAGUACUUUGUUGUCAAAGAUAUCAAAGAACUGAACAAAAAUUGAAGAUGACAUCACUUUGACUACAAGGAAAUGAAAGACAUAACACUCAAAGACUUGAUACAGCUUUGAAGUCAACAUCCUCAAUGUUUUAUUUUAUUUAACAAAUUCAAAAUGUAUUCAGAUUUAUUAUUAACAAUUUAGCAUUUUUCUAAUUUUAUUUAUUCUCUUAAUACUGCACAAGGUUUAUAGUAUCAUCUCCUAUUUGCUUCUUGAUUUUUUUAACAUCAUCAUUUCAUACAGGAAGUGGGAAAAAUGUAAAUGACAAAUGUCAGUGAAGUGAAAUAUUGUAAGUGUCAAAAAGUAAAAGUUAUGGUGUGAAUAAAUUAACACUAAUAGACAUGGGGAAGGGGUAGGAUUAAAUAUGGGCUCUGCUUCUUCCUACUCCUUUUCAGACAUGUUGAAUUGUGCAAAUGUUACCAUAUGAUGUUCCUUCAUGUAACUUGUUACACAUGUCUGAAACAAAUAAACAUAUCAUACCCAGUGGUUUAAAUUGUUAUAGGCUGUAAGGCAUCAAAUAUUUUCCUCCAUACUGCAUUUUAACAGUUUUUUGCUUUUCGUUCCCCGUUUAUCGUUGUUGAUUGGUUCCAGAUCCAACUGCAUAAAGUGAAUUUCUGCAAAGUAUGAGUCAGUAUUAAUAAAUUGAAUAUUUUUGUAGUUAGAGCAUAGAAGAACCUGUUUGACUUUCUAAAUGCGAUUUUUACCAUUAUUAGAGCCCUGUAUACAUAAAAUAACGCUCCUAUAAUCACCUUUACGCUCCUAUUAUUAUUUGUUUACACCACAUUGCUAAUGCGCAGGCUACGGGAUCACUGCAGGGACAUAAGUCAGACGCUGCUUUAAACAUAGCAUGCUACCGAGCUAACCAGUUAACAUCAAAAUUACUUAUUCUAAACUUAAGAAAGGGUUCCAAACGGAGUGGGGAAGAAGGACAAAGUAAGAAGCAAAAAAACUUACCACUUUCAUAUGAAGGAGAACUUCUUUUAACUAUGUCGGACAUGCCAUGGCUGAUCCCAUUCAGUGUAAAUGUAAUCCACUAUAAUGUCAUGUAUCAUCAGUGUAGCAUUACUAACGCAAGGUGAUCACAAUACUACAUAUAUAACUUGUCUUUCAGUAUUUGGGGACUAAUAAUAGUCCAUAGUCAACCAAGGAUGAUUUAUUAACCAAUUAAUUUAGGAAAAAACACGAUCGAGUGAGUGAGCGAUGUUCGAAUGUUGAUACUGGCGCUUUUAGGUAUCGACAGUAUCGACUAUCCAAUCUCCCUCGUCGAGCCGUAUUCACUCUAACUGACGUGUGCUUCCGCGUAUGAGCAUUGCGGCAACUGAGCAGCAGUGUUGCUAAGUCUGCUUAUUAUAAGCCACUUUGGGCUUGUUUUUUGUGAAGUAGCUUGCAAAUUCCCAGGUUGUCUGUCGUUUUGGACUUGUUUUCUGAGCAUUAGUUGAUUGUUUUCUCGGCAGUCAGCGUCGAAGAAGAACGCCUGAUGUCUUGUAAAAAAAAUGCUUAACUAACACGGGGAAAGAAAAUCAACUAGGUUUAUUUAUCAAUAAACCAGGUAGAAGGAGUCACGUGUGGAGAUACUUGGCAUUCGAGGCGGAUGAAUGUGGUGCAAUUAUAAAGUCACAAAAAACAACAUGCAUGCGGUGCCUCCAAAGUUUUCAAACCAAAAGAGGAAAGACUUUGAACUUACCGAACCACCUGAAAGAAAUGCACCUCGACUUGUUUAAAGAAUUCAAGGUGGUCCUGGUCGGCUCCUCUGUGAAUGAGCGUGAUCAGAUGCUGUUCAUCAGCACCGACGAGGGCUCUUCCUUCCAGCGGCAGACAGUCUACUUCACGCCUAGCACGCUCAUCUUUCACCCCAAGGAGGAAGACAAGCUCCUGGCCUACUGCAAGGAUGGAAGGCUGUUUGCCUCUACUGAUUUGGGCCGAAAGUGGACAUUGCUACAGGAGCGGGUGACCAAGGAUCGUGCAUUCUGGUCUGUACCCGAGGUGGAUGUGGACCCUGAUUUAGUGCACAUGGAGAUGCAGGACACAAGUGGAGGCUACCUGUACGUCACCUGCCUCAUCCAGAACUGCUCCGACAAGAUGGUGACAGCUCAGUUCCUGGGCAAAAUCGACCACAACUCUCUGUCGGUGCAGGACGACUACAUUUUUGUCAAGGUGACCACUGGGAAUCGCACCAAGCACUAUGUGUCGCAUCAACGCAACGAAUUUGUCCAGAUGAAGUUUCCCAAGUACGCCUUGCCAAAGGAUGUUCAGAUUGUGAGCACGGAUGAGAAUCAGGUCUUCCUGGCCCUGCAGGAGUGGUACCAGACAGACACGUACAACCUCUACCAGUCGGACCCGCAGGGCGUCUACUACUCCAUCAUUCUGGAGAAUGUCCGCAGCACAAAGCAGCCCGAGGAGAACGUCCUCAUCGACAUCCUGGAGGUCCGUGGAAUCAAAGGUGUCUUCUUGGCCAAUCAGAAGCUCGAUGGCAAGGUGAGGACUCUCAUCACUUACAAUAAAGGACGGGAUUGGGAGCCUUUGACCCCGCCCGCCACGGACAUGAACGGCAAGACCAUCACCUGCAAAGCGCCCGAUUGCCACCUUCACCUGCACCUGCGUUGGGCAGACAACCCCUACGUGUCCGGGACGGUCCACACCAAAGAAUCUGCUCCAGGUCUCAUCAUGGGAGCGGGUAACCUUGGCUCCAAGCUAGUGGAGUACAAGGAGGAGAUGUACAUCACGUCUGACUGCGGGAAGACAUGGAGACAGGUUUUCGAGGAGGAGCAUCACAUCCUGUACCUGGAUCACGGCGGCGUGAUUGUGGCCAUCAAGGACACCUCCAUCCCGCUUAAAAUACUCAAGUUCAGCAUCGAUGAGGGACACACAUGGACUGUCCACAACUUCACCAGCACCUCUGUCUUUGUUGACGGACUGCUGAGCGAGCCGGGAGACGAAACCCUGGUGAUGACUGUGUUCGGCCACAUCAGCUACAGGUCCGACUGGGAGCUGGUCAAAGUGGACUUCCGCCAGUCCUUCCCUCGUCAGUGUGCCGAGUCCGACUACGAGUCCUGGCAGCUCACAGAUCUGCAGGGACAAAAGUGCAUCAUGGGCCAGGAGAGGACAUUCCGGAGGAGGAAAGACACUGCAUUUUGUAUCAAAGGAAAGAGCUACACUUCCGCUCUCAACAGCGCACCUUGCCAAUGCACCGAGCAGGACUUCAGUUGUGACUAUGGUUUCGAGAGAUCCCAUGCUGAGACUGAACGCUGCUUUGCCAAUUUUUGGCAUGAUCCGGACUCGCCGCCGGACGACUGCCACCUCGGACGAACCUACGAAUCUAGCACAGGGUACCGGAAGGUGGUGUCAAACUUGUGUGAGGGGGGCCUGAACAAAAAGCAAAGUGCCAAACAAAGCAACUGCCCUUUGCUGCCCCCUAGAGGCUUGCAAGUGGGUAUCAAAGGGCAGAUGCUGGCUGUUGCCCCUGGUGAUGAUAUCACAUUCAUUGUCCACCAGGAAGAGGGGGACACAAGCAGCACCAAGUACCAGGUGGACCUUGGCGAUGGCUUCCGGGCCAUCUACCGGAACCUGACGGUGACUGAUGAACCCAUCCAACACCGCUACGCGAGUCCCGGCGUUUACAAAGUUUCUGUGCAGGCGGAGAAUAUGGCGGGGCGCGACGCCGCCACCAUGUACAUCCAGGUCACAGCACCUUUGCAGGAAGUGCACCUCGAAGUGAUCCCCAUUGCUGGGAGAAACCACCAAGUUAACCUGACAGCCAUUGUCCUCCCUGCUAAGGCCAACUUGACUGUCUUCUACUGGUGGAUAGGAGACAGCCUGCAGCCGACGUUGACUCUGCAGAACAGUAUGCUGACAAGUUUCCCAGAGGCAGGCGAAAUUUCUGUCACCAUCCAAGCCUCCAACGGGAGAUCCAUGGUGCAGGACACCAGGACGGUCCGUGUCUACGAUAAUUUCCACGUCAUCCCUCUGAGCUUCAGCAAACACCUAGAUCGCUUCAACCCUAACAUUCCGCAGUGGCGAGAGGACGUGGGUCAGGUGGUCACCAAGGUACUUGCAAAGGUCACAGGUGUCCCCCAGGAAUCCCUGGUUACCGUUGUCAAGGCAGGCCUCCCCACCACGGCCGAGCUGUACAUACUCCCAGUGGAGAGCACCUCAUCUAAGAUAAGCGUCUUCCAAGAUAAGCGUAUUCCCGCCAUAAUGCAGGCUUUCAAAGACAACAAUGUGAGCUUUGUGGUGCAAGGAGGUCUGCAGGUGCUGGUGCUGCCAACAGACCCAAACGCAGGGCUAAAUGCUAUUGACUCCACAGCAGCAGCAGAGACUGGCCACGGAGCUGCCGGGGGUCCUGGUGUGUGGGCAGUCGCUGUCGUCUUCCUAGUCAGCGUCAUCGCCAUGGCCUCGUUCAUCCUCUACAAGUUCAAGAGGAAGCUUCCUGGCGGCCGCAGCAUCUACGCACAGAUGCACAAUGAGAAGGAGCAGGAAAUGACCAGUCCUGUCAAUCACAGCGAGGACACGCAGCACAUCAUCCAGGGUGAGGAGUUUAUCGACGACGACUUGGACUCACAGACUCUAGGUAACGCCAGAGGUAGCCCCGCCUUCCGAUCGCUUAUACGGACUACCACUAACCACUGCUACUAAACACCUGCUACAAAAGGCAACCAUUCAGGUGUGGUCCUGAGCGUCAACUCAAAAGAACUCCGCAAUUACCUGAGCAGCUGAUGGCUGCCAUGGCAACAUCGAACCAGCACUUCCUUCUCCUCUUCUUCGUGGGAAACUUCACUUUUCCAAAUUCAGUGGAAGGUUUGCCUUCAUCACCCCGCCCCUCCAAGGGAUGGUAGCCAUAUUGCCACAUCCCAUGACAACAAUAGCAUGAAUAGUGUGAACGCUAAGCGAACCACACCAAAGUGCGCAUCUAUUUUUUUUUUUUUUUUUUUUUUACAAUAAGAAUUUCUUGGGCGGGGGUGUCCAAAAUUUUCCUCCGAGGGCCACAUACAAGAACAGUGUUUGUCGCCUUCCUGAUUUUUUUUUUUUUUUUGCAUGUUUGUCACACUUAAAAACUUUCAAAUCAUUAAACAAAUUUAAAUAUUACUCAAUGACAAUACAACUGAACUCAAAAUGCAGUUUUUAAAUUAAACUUUUCGUUACAAGGGAGAAAAAAAAUCCAAAUGGCUCUGUGUUAAAAAGUGAUUAACCCCCCUGUUAAAACAUAAGUGAGAUUAAUUGAGAUCUAUUAGUCUGGAAAAGGUUUUAAAGCCAUUUCUAAAGCUUUGGGAUUCCAGUGAACCACAGUGAGAGCCAUUAUCCACAAAUUGCGAAAACAGUGGUGAACCUCCCAGUAGUGGCCAGCCAACCAAAAUGACCCCAAAGAGCGCACAGUGACAACUCGUCCAAGAGGUCACAAAAGACCCCACAACAACAUCCAAAGAACUGCAGGCCUCAAUUGCCUCAGUGAAGGUCAGUGUUCAUGACUCUGCCAAAAGACAGACACAAAAUUAGGCCUGCAUGGCAGAGUUCCAAGACGAGAAAAUCACUGCUGAGCAAAAAACAUUAAGGCUUGUCUCAAUUCUGCCAGAAAUCUUGAUGAUCCCCAAGACCUUUGGGUCUUAACUCUGUGGUCUGACGAGACAAAAGUUGAACUUUGGAAGGUGUGUGUCCCAUUACAUCUGGCGUAAAGGUAAUGCUGCAUUUCAGAAAAAGAAAGUCAUACCAACAGUAAAAUAUGGUGGUGGUAGUGUGAUGGUCUGUUGCUGUUUUGCUGCUUCAAGACCUGGAAGACUUGCUAUGAUAAACGGAACCAUGAAUUCCUGCAGUGUGUGCUCUGAUGAUACCAAUGAUUUCAUUUCCGAUCCUAUACUGUUCUAGGUAAAAUUCAGGCUAGUAACGGCGAUACCGAUCCGAUACUAUGUGCAAAUUCACUAAAUGUGUCUGAUCACAUUUAAAAAGUAGUGUACAGUAUUUCAAACACAGCAUAAAGAAUACAAGACAUUUUAAUUUACUGCUUUACUUUAAACCCUGAAGUAUAGUGAGGCAGUGGGGUGAUUUACAGUACAAUGAAGAUAAUAUACAACAUCAGAAAAAACGGGGGACAAAAUCAUAUCUGAAGUAUCAAAAGUAUCACUAUUUUGAUUUCAAAUCGACUUUAGAGCAUGAAGAGCUGGUAUUGGAAGUAUCGAUAUUUCAGUAUGAUUCCGCACAUUACUAGCGUCUUCUCCUUAAUGCGUUCUUGGCAAUUUCAUGGACUGUGUGCAACGCGAGUCAGUAUUUUCUCAACUAAAUGAUUCCGUGUCGGAGAUUAAGAAGAGGGCAACAAUUUUGGCUAUGGCAGUUCGUAGACAACUUACUGCCACGUCUGUUCCAAAGUGCGUGUGUGUGGAUGUCUGAGGCAGGAGUGGUGAGACUUUGGCGAGAGCUGCUUCACUAAAAGCUUUUAAAAAUUUUCGUCUUAGAAGAACUUUUGCCUGCAUUGGUGAGUACCUUUAUCCAAGUGUUACACAAUAAACCAUGCCUUUUGGUGACAUAUAGGUCGGCUCUAUGCGACCUGACCGUUCAUACUGCAGUCGCAUUGCAUACAUAUUGGAUUUAUAGCCACAUACAGGUUCAGUAUGAAUGAGGCUUGAGUCGCAUUUGAAAAAGUUGGAAUUGCACUGAUGUGAAAAAGUCAGAUACAGGUCACAUGAGCAAAAAAUCUGAAUUGCCCUGCAGUGUCAACAUAGACUCAUUGCAAGUUAUCACAAAUGCUUGAUCGCAGUCGUUGCUAAGGGUGACCCAACCAGUUAUUAGGUUUCGGGGGCAAUCACUUUCACACAGGACCAAGUAGGUUUGGAUUUUUCUCCUUCAAUAAGAAUUUUAAUGUAAAAACUGCAUUUGGUUCUGUUGUGCUUUUAUUAAAUUUGUUUGAUGAUCUAAAACAUUUAAGUACGACAAACAUGCAAAAAAAAAGUAAUCAGGAAAGGUGCAAACAGCUUCACACAACUACGUAAAAAUGUAAUCAUGUGGGGUCCACACAAGAUGCUAAAACCAAUCCGAUGUAGGUCAUAUAUUGUACGCUAAACAAAACAUUCACAUCUUAGCUUUGUGUGAGAGGUGACAAGGCAAAUUAUAGUACCUUAUAUUUUAUAUAUACCUGUUAUAUUAAAUGGACACACCGAUAUAAAGCUAUUUUUGAUACUCUAAACCCCAUAAUAUGCCUCUCACACUUAUUAAACACAUUUCAAAUUCAGUAUUACACAUUAAGAAACAUUUACAGGCCAACAGUGUAGAGUAUUGUACUUACAAACGGUGCACAACCUCACAUCUGGUCAAAGCAGUGGAACAGGGGUCGGGAACCUUUUUGGCUAAGAGCCAUGAAAGCCACAUAUUUUAAAAUGUACUUCCGUGAGAGCCAUAUAAUAUUUAAACACUGAAUACAACUAAAUGCUUUCUUUUGUGGACAAGACCAACAAUUUUAGAGUAGAAUAAAGCUCUGCAUUUAUUCUUUUUAAUAACGUUGCUAUACUGAAGCUAAUCAGUAAUUAAAAUACUCACCAUUAACGUGACUGCUGGUGCUGCAUGGUUUUGCUGAUGGCUUUGCAGUCUGGUUGAUACGUGGUGAGGUUACGUUUCAUGUCCUUCCACUUGAUUUGCCAUCAUGAUGAUCGCCAACAGUUCUUGCUGACAGAGGCAUGUCUUUAUUCAUUUGAUUAUCUCGUAUUUAUCCACAUCAAGCAUGAAUAUUUUGGCAUAUUCGGCAUACUUAGAUGCAAAUGUGCCAUUUUUUAUUUGUCCGUUUCGAUGAAACCUGUUCUCCCCACGAAGGCGAAUCUCCCCACAAAGGCAAAUAUCUGUCCAUUCAUGCUGAAGUGUACGGUACUCUUUUUUUCGCCAUCCUCUUCAAAAGUGUUUGUGCUACAGAAUUAGCUGGCUACGUCACUAAAGGUGGGAUAUCUACUUCUUGACCUCUCAAUGACCCGGUAGGGUACCGUAUUAUCCAAUUAUAAUCGUGUUUUGGCAUCCGACCCGGAAAAUAUCCGGACAGUUGGCACUGGUUCUCGCCAUCCACAUUGUGGUAGAAAUUGGGAUAGAUGGAUUAAAAUGCAUUUGUUUUGUAAUUCGUAAUGUUUCACUUUAAAAUUUCAGUGAUUUUUUUUUUUUUGUAGUGUUAAAUGUGUGCCAGAUGCAGACAUCAAAAGAGCCAUGUACAUGUACUGUAUGGCUCAAGAGCCACACGUUCCCGACUCCUGCAGUGGAGUUUUCCACUGCAGAUGGCACCAUCAAACCACUUUCUAUUUAAGUAACCAUAAAAAAUGAUUUACAAUUUAAAGCAGAUAACAGAAAUCUGCAAUUGAAAAUCUGCAAAUAGGUACUUCACUAUUUAAUGUCUUAAUAUUAGUAUUAGUAAUACAAUUAUUUCUGUUAAAGGCCAAUAAAAACAAGCUGUGUCAGUGGUCCCCAACCGCCGGGCCGCACAGAAAGAAAAAAUUUCCAUUAUUUCAUUUUCUUUGUUUUAUUUUGAAAAGUGGCCGGAUUCUCUGUUACAUCCGUCUCACUUGACGCAUAUCUAUUGUCGUGUGCUAACUUUAUCUCAUGCCGCACAGAGAGACUACUACUGUAUUUUUACCAUUUUUCUUUCACCUCAUAUUUGGUGUCAAAUGCUGAUACUAUGUGGGAAUGCAUAAAGGUAAGUUUUGAUGACUUAUUGAGUGCUAAUGUGCACAUUUGUCUCAAGUUAAUUCAUGCUAACGCACUGCCUUUUCCAACACACGUCAAACAGCGAUGUAAUCAUCUCUAUGGAAAAACUUGGCUGGAAAAUGAACUGGUGGAUGGUGGGUCGGCAUUCAUUUUGUGCUUUUAAUUUGAUGUUAUUCAUGUCUUAGUUUUACACAAUACAUAAUUAAGAUAAAUUAGAUCGCUAUAAUGUACGAACCUCCACCUCCCGCCCCCGGUCCGCGGGAGAUUUGUGGGAACACAAGCCGGUCCGUGGGUCAAAAAAGGUUGGGGACCACUGCUCUAGGCGGUGGAAAUGCAAAGCAACCACCAGGGGGCAGUACUUCCCCAUUUUAAUUAUUGCCCACGAUUACGUAGUCUCCUCAAAGCUUUUUUUCUAAAUGAUUUCAAAUCCUCAAGGGGUUGUAUUUGUGGUGACAUAAAAGCCCCUACUCAUCUUUUAACAUGGACUUGAAGGUCUGCGUCAUGGAGGAAAGGCGCAGUAAAUGGACAUAUUUAGCCUAUAUUAGGCCUAACCCGCAGUGGAGCAGGUUUGAUGUAAAUGUGUAAAUAAAACUUCAUCUCCACUUUGUACAUAUCCUUUCACUUUCAGUGUGUUACAAGGCGAGUUGUUCAGCGGACCACAAGCAUCUUAUUUUCCACAGCGUUCUUUCAUCUUGGACUGGGAAUUUUAACGUCAUCCUAUUUUGAUACAAUUGCACACUGAUGAGUAUUUUUGAUACACGUGUUAUAUAUCAUUAUGUAGGCACUGCUUGGCUGCACUGAUUGUGUUAAAAGACUCAAAAAUAAUGGGACACAUGCAGGAAGUGAAGAAAUGCCUAUUUUUGGAGCAAAAAUGUACAAAUCGGCAGGUUUUCACACAGGUGGUGUUACACGGCAGGUGUUAUGAGUAAAUAAUUCUGGGUACUGGCAGGGCACUUCAUUUUUGACAUACUUUAGUGUGAACGUACUCAAAGACUACUAAGUUUAAGUACAAAAGUGCUAUAAUUGAGACACAGCCCUUGCCUCCUCUCCUUCCAGGAAAAAAAUGUAUACUAAUAAGAGUUGUGUCCCAAGAUUUUUGGGAGCAGUUUCACUUCCACACUAGUAAUGUUUUGUACAUAUUUUUCUGCUUGUUCAUUUCACGUGGUGUGUGUUGCCCAAUGUGACAAGGGGCAUGCGGGGGAAAAGUAACUUCCAGGAUAGUCACAUGCACAAGAGCACAGUUCAACUGUUUUCUGAUUAUUUGUACAAUUUAACGUUUUGCUAUUAAAAUGUCAUCAUUAGAAAUAAAUCACACCCAGUAAUGUCUGCGGCUCUUUUGUCCCAACACUCGAGUAUGUGGAUGGCGUGCACUGAACCUCUACAAACUGCAGACAAAGUGGGUGUUUUUGUAUUCCAAGUGUUGAGCAAUUCAGAGUCAAACAGACACAAAAGUAUUUUAAUAACAAAAAGGUCAACUUUAAAAAUUUUAAAGUACUUGCAAAACAAUUUGAAACAAAUUAAGACGUCUGUAUAUACAGUAUCAAAAUUCUUUUUUACAAAUCUACAUUUUCUAAAAUGUGCAGCAGAAAUGCACUUAAUUCAUUUCUUUUUGUUGAAAGGCCUCAAGCAAUCAGCAGGAUGUCCUGCUCUUCCUUGUGACUUUUAUACAGCGUUGUUUAGCUCAGACUAUGAAAAACAAAACACAAUUCAGCUUAUCAAAUUGAUCAAUGACCUAUGCAAUACUAGAUAAAAUGCACCAUGUAAUACCUGACGCUGAAGGCACGCUUGGACAGAUGAAACUACUCUUGUUCCUCACAGUGCGAGACUUCUUUUUUGCAGACUGUGUCUUUUUCUUUGUCUGUCUGCGAGAACUUGGAGCAAGGACUGUUCUCUCCGAUCCUUGUGAGGGGGCACGUCAGCAAAAGUUAGAAUUCACAUGUUAGCAGAGCAAAUAGCCAAGAAUUAUGAGGGUACAACCGUCAAAAAGCAAGACGAUCAUCAAAGUAGCUCAACUGUUACACCGUAAAAGUGUUAUCAGCGUCUCAAUCUCCUCCUGAGACCCAGCAGUGCUUUUGUUUUUUGCGUUGCAGAGGACAACCCGAGCUUUCCUGAGAUAUCAAGAGGAAAAAAUGGCUGCCAUACCAACCACAAGACACAUAAAUGUAUGCAGUUAUUGUGGUUUUAAAGGUAGAAAAUUAUUGGGUUUUUUUUGAAGCAACACGUUUUUAAUCAACAGUUUGAGGUGGUUUUGGUGAAAACAAAACAUUUUUACAAUGGCCUCUGUUGUGGACAUGAGGACUACUUUCUCAUAGAAAAUGAAACUUAAUGCAAUAAAUGCAUCACUUGAAGAAAAACCUACUUCUCAUUUACAAUAUCACUAAAAACAUGCAAAAUGCAGACACUGAAAAACGUGGUGCUUUUUAAUGGGUGUUUUCCUUUUCAGAACUGAGUUGGAAUAUAAAACAUGUAGGCAACUGCUGUGUAAAUUGGAUUUAUUUAAAAAUGUCUCGCUCUUGUCAUCAGAACAGUACAGUAAUACCUCGUUCAAUGCGGUUAAUUGGUUCCAGACCCAACCGUGACAAGUGAAUGUCCACAAAGUUGGAUUCCUUUACAAAUCAAAUGUUUUUGUCGUAGUAGAGUAUAGAAAUCCUGUUUAUGACCUUCUAAAGUACACCAAGUCCCCAACCAACAAACACAAUUGGUUCCAGACGACCGUUUUUAAGUAGAAUUGUUCUUAAGUAGAGGAAAAGGUAGUAUUACCAAUGAUAUAGGUACUACAUGUACGUGUAUACAUAUACAGUAUAUGUGUAUGUAUGUAAAUAUGAGUUUGGAUGCAGUAGUAAUAUUAAACCAGGAUAAUGAAUGAAAAAAACAAUAAUAAAAGUGAUAUAAUAAUACGUAAUGAUAAAUGUUAUUUACCUUUGAAGAGGAGUGGUCGAGCAUACGUCGUUGUGGUGGAGUUGGAGGAGGAGUUAUUGAAAAAAAGGACAAAUGGUCGUCGUGGUUAGACUCUUCUAAAAGAGGUAGUGUUCUGUGGGUGGUGUAGAAUUAAGCAGGCCUAUUAACUCUUCAUAAACUUUACACGCUCCGUCCGGGUUGUAUCAUACAAUUACAAUUUAGCUUUCUCUCCCCAGCCGCUUCCUGUACCUGUUGGUCCCAUUAGCAGAGUCACAGUGCCCUCUACUGGUCAAGCAUGUAGCAGUAUAAAUAUGGAGUUGCAGUACAGUACUACAUAGCAAAAUACAUGAAAAAAUAGACCAGUUGGCUUGUGUUGAUAUCUCCGAAAGUUUGCAUGUCGGAUGUUCGUAAAUUGGGGACCUAGUGUACUGGGUCUUAACAACGUUCGAGCCCUCUGGACAUAAAAGAACACCCCUAUAAUUACCUUUUCACUCAUAUUACUCAAUAUACUGUAAAAUAUGAAAUGUACUGUAGAAAAUAAGCUUGUGCGUGUUGCAACCAAUGUGUUCCGGCUGUGUGGAGGACAGGAACUGACGUCUGGAGUUCAGAGUUGAGUUUUAGCGCAGAAGUAGCCCAUGUUAUUAUGAUUAUUAUUAUAUCACUGUAAUGUUACUGUAAUCAGUAACAUUUCCAUUUUACAUCGCUUGUCCGCAUUAGGGUCACGGGUGAGCCGGAGCCUAUCCGCUGACUUCAGGCGAAAGGUGGGGUCAUCAAUUUUCCAUACAUUCACGCGUAUAGAAAAUUCAGCGUCUGCAAGGAGAGAAUGUGCAAACUCCACAGAGAUGUCCAAAAGGAGAUUCAGACCCCCGUCUCCUGACUGUGAGGCAAACAUGCUAUGCACUCGGUCACAGUGCCACCUAUCCGGAUAUUAAUGGCAAAUAAUAUUAAAUUAAAAAACAGUCUUACCUGCAAGACACCUCACCGGGGUCCACCCACAAGGUGAGGAUGGGCGGCAAGCCUAGGUCACAGAAGUUGACCCCACUCUCAUGACAGGACCGCAUGAUUUCUGGAUCAGAGCUGCUCCACAAGUUGACACGUAUGCAUCUUUUAAAACAAGAAUGCACUAUGCUGAUGUUAUGAACAGUAAAAAAAAAAUAGAGUAUACAAUUGUCAUGUUAAACACAAUGCUCGUGUUAACAGUUUUAAAAAGUGGACAAUGUUCAUGUUAUGAACACCUAUGAUGGACACAAUUGUAAUGACGUUAAGUACGUGUGUGGUGUUGAGGGAUGUUCUAGAAAGAGUUAUACCUGUAUGCUUGUCCCUUGCUGGGGUUAUCUGGGUACCAGUGUCCCUGGAACUUCUCCUUCAAAGCGUUCGCCAGCUUCUCUGUAAAAAGCUCAAUUUCUGACACUUGUCGCUUGGCCACAAGCAUCUUCAUUAGGUACGCCACGGCUGAUAGUUCUCGCUCCAUAUUGAUGAUCGCAUUCUAUCUUCUGUCGUUGCUUUUAGCUAGGCGUGUGUCUGUCACUAACGAUUGUUGUGCGGCGUGGUCACAAGUCACAAAGGCAGGUAUCACGGCACAAAGGAGCAUCGUCCAAUGGGAUGGCGUGGAAGAUGAAAGAGCGAUGACGUACAACCUUCAUAACCGACAAUUUUUCUUUCUGAUGAGUGCCCCUGUUGUCUCCGAAGAUAAUGGAGCGCAAUACGCAAGACUGCUUACUCGCUUUCAGUAGUGAGCACUUUGAAGCAGUCUCCUCGCACGCUGCUCUGUGAUUUAUUGCUCAGAUAACAGUCCAAAAGACCAUCCAUCCAUCCAUUUUCUAUGCCGUUUCACCUCAUCAGGGUCGCGGGGGCAUGCUGGAGCCGAUCCCAGCUGACUUUGGCUGACAGGCGGGGUACACCCGGGACUGGUCGCCAGCCAAUCGCAGGGCACAUAUAGACAGGCUCGGAUUUAGAGGGGGGUGGGGGGGUGUAACCCCCCUUCCGUUUUGAGGCACCCACGAUUUUUUUUUUUUUGCCACAAUAAAAGCUAAUAAAAUGAUAAACCAUCCUCGAUUCCAGUCACCCAGUCCCAGUGAAGGUACGUGUUCUGAAUUAUGCAUACGCCAGAAUGCAACCGAGACGCAUGCUAUUCCUGAACCCACUGUCAGGCUGAUCAUUUACAUUGGACAUUGAAGUGUACCUGGCUAUUCAGGUGGAGGUGCAAAAUAAAGGUUCUGGCAUCAUGACUAUAAGGAAAACUGUUGUCUAUUCUCAAUGAAAAUUAACCAGAAAAGCCAUCCCCAGUGACAUAAAGUGAUACUCAAAUCCUCGGAAUUUACUUCAAAUUGGAAAAUAUUUCAGGAAAUUGAGCUAAAAUGGGUUUCUCCUAGUACCGGCAAUAGAAUGUUUUGGCUUAAACUAUAUAUAUAUAUUCCAAGGAUAAAAAUAACAACAAACUCUUGAAAUUAAAAACAUAAAAUUGGAUAUCACCAGAUUGCAGUAAAUGAGAUCUAAUUUGAAAAAAAUUUCUGGGGGAGGGCUGCCAGACCCCCGCUCCAUUUCCAGCCCCCACCCCCCCUUUUUAAAAAAGCUAGAUCCGUGCCUGAUAGAAGACCAAAUUUGUCACUUUUCAAGUUGCCUCAAAAGAUUCCAAGUGAAAUCACACACAAUAUGCCUUGAAGAUGCUUUGUUUCUUCAUAUGAAUGUCAUAAACUACACUAGUGUCCACAGUACGCUUCUUUUAACUCCGAUCAUAAUAAAAGCAGUACAUCACAACAUGUACACAUUUAAUUUUAAUGGAGGAACAGAAAAUAGUUACAAUGUUAUGGAAUGACUUCAAAUAUGAAUAUAUGUAAUUUUUUUGACUGGAAAGGACAUACAGUACAUGGUAUGAGCUCUGCUGUCGAUACUAGAGUUGAACUAUUUUGGUGCUUUCCUGGCUACACUUCAGGAACACAAAAUCAGAACAGCUAAUGAUGCCCUCAACUUGAAGUCCGGACAGGCGAAAGGUACAGAUUUUGUCACGUUCGCCACUGGCCUUCGUGGCCUGCUUGUUGUUGUUUCUGUCCGUACCUUCUCCUGGCCUGUUUUUCUCUUUUGCAGUCACCCUUGAGUGGGCUGGAGGCAGGAAGGCUGGGCACCACUGUGGCUGAUUGCUCUCACUCCAUUUAAGCUGACUGCUUGCAGUUGUUAGCCGCUGGUUCUUUGUCCUCACUCCUGCCAGAUACUCACAGGUGGACUUUCGCUCAACGCUCACACUGCUUUUCCUCGUUUUAUAUUUGUCCCGUUUAGCCCAGCUGCUUCCCAGCUAUCUAGCCAGCUCUUUAGCAAGAUUGGAUUUUUUUCAUGGCGUUAUUCCCUAUUUUAGUUUUUUGCCAACGCCAUUGCCUUUUGUUCAUGGACAAAUUUGCACUCUGUGUCAUUAAAAAGUGUUGAACUGCCCUCCAAGCUCUCCACCUCUGCAUCUGAGGUCCAAACCUUCUCAAGAACGUUACAGAUUCUUUGAAACAGAUAAGUUACAAGUGCUGACAGCUGCUCGCAAGCCAAGCUAACCGGCUAACUGCUGAAGAGCAUAGCGGUUGCCUAGCAACAGUGCCAAACACAAAGCAAAAUUAUACCGGCCCUGGAAAAUAGGGUCCAAAAUCAGAAACAGGGCUAGUCUAGCUGUCGGAUGAAUAUCUUUAGAUUUCUGCAUAAUGUAUAGCUUUUGAGGAAAUUUUCGUCUACUUCACUUUGUCAGGCAUGUCCUAUUUAAGUGAUUUCCUGAUUGAACUACCCUGUGGCAGUAAUCAAGCCUGGGUGUGGCUAGAGGAAUUGAACUCAGGUGUGCUAAACCAUAGUUAAGUUAUGUUUUAACAGGGGCAAUCAUUUUUUGGGGGGAUUUUUUUCCGUCCCUUAAAAAUAAAAGGUUUCAUUUAAAAACUGCAUUUUGUGUUCAGUUGUGUUGUCCUUGACUAAAAUUUAAAUUUGUUUGAUGAUCUGAAACAUUAAAGUGUGACAAACAUGCAAAAAACAAAAAGAAAUCAGGAAGGUGAACACUUUUUCACACCACUUUACACCAGGUAAUCUUCUCUUUUGUUAUAAAUAGCCUUUUAUAAAUUUCCUUUUGUCUUCUUCUGGCUCUUAAUGAAGGCGGUUGCAUCUUUUCCCUCUCAUCUGCCUUAGCUUAACCUGCUUUGCUUCUCACGUCCUGUCUCACACUUUUAAGAACCCCUCUCCCCACUGCUCUCCAAAUCUAAAUCAUGGAAUUGACUAAAUCUUCUCGACGAGAAGCUCAGUUUCGGGGGAACCCGUCUGCCCUGACGGAACGUUCACUGCCGGGUAUGUGAUGCACAGUUGGGGGAAAUGGAAGGUUAUGUACCUGGCGAUUCUUUCCGUGGAGGGCAUUAAAGAUGUUUACCUAUUUGGAACCACGAUAACAGGCUUGUUGCUGAUUGGACUAGGCACUGCCCUGGUGUAUCGCAAAAUUCGGAAGACAGAGGCAGCGGUUCAACGCGCCCAACGGCUGCCCAUCAUGAUUGAUAUUGUGGGUAAAGCCGUUAGCAGUUUGACUGACGGUGAAUCACAACAAGGAAAACAUUGUGGAGAAGCUUUUGGCUCUGCAAAGGCAGAUGGAUUGAUCAAGAGACCAGAAAGGACAAACAGUAUUGGAAUGCGGCUACUCGCACUAACCCAAACUACUUAACCCAUUUUGGCCCCCACUGCCACUUCACUUCUGGCACCGGCCUGAUCAAGGUCGAUGCCUGUACAACUCCUCCGAGAGAUUGCUGCAGUGAGACGCUCAGACCCUCCUCCUCUUUCUCCACGGACACCUGUUGUUUGUUGACUGUGUCUGGGGCCCGCUCAAAGCCGUUUCCACGGCAACUGCUGUGUUAUCACGAUGACAUCCUGCGGGUUUUAGGCUCCAAUAUUGGGCACCAAGCAGUGCGACUUCACCAGGCCUACACACACAUGCAUCCAAGGCCACUCACAUACAUACACAUAAACUCACUCACACACUCCCUCCCUUACCCCACACCUUCGCCGCCUCGGGGUCUGCACACGUGCUGAACAUCACUGUACUGCUGUGGCUGGCUGCCGGCCCGAGCUGGAAUCAUCUCCAGUUCCUUUACGCCCUGCCCUGGUGCAAGUCUUCCAGUUCAUGUUGUAAAGUGUGUUUAUUCGUGCCUAUGUUUUCAAAGGUAAUUUGCCAGUCCCACACUGUACUCCUCCAUAGGAGUGUACUUUGGAAUUGUUUUUUUUUUCUCCCCUCUCCCCAUCUGUCCGGUCUUCCCCCUGUCAUAUUGUAUGGUAUGUUGUAUGUGUAGAUGGGUGCUUUUACCUGGUAUAAGUGACUAGUAAAGGUCAUUCUGGUCUGAUUUUGAUACAAAAACAGUUUAAUUUGGUCUUAUAAAGAAAUGAAAAUGACAGGUGUGUUUAACUUACCACACAUUACAUAAUACAUACGUAGAAGACAAUUUAGUGAAAUGGUCGCGAGUAGGAGUGCACAUUAAAAGUAAAAGACAGGAAGUGUUUCUUGUGUCAUGCAUUUAUUGGUUAAAUACAAGCAGUCAACAAAGGUAAAGUAUGUAUGUAUCACUGUGCAGUGCCACUCUGAAAGCUGCAAAAACACCUCCACAAUGCAACCCAAACCCUGACCAGCAACAGAGCCUAGAAGUACUUGGGCACACUUCUCCGUCGCCUGGCAGCACCUCUCCUUCAUGGUGUCCAAAUGUGGCCCAGGGGCCAUCUGUGAAAUGUGGCGCAUUGUAGAAAUAAAAUAAACAAAAACCCAGCAAAAGUGGAAAAACAGGGCAAAAAGGCAUAAUGUAACUAUAAAAAGCUGAAAUUUUGCUACUGAUAACUACUAAAAACACAGCUUUGUCUUUAAAUAUCCAUCCAUCCAUCUUCUAUGCCGCUUAUCCCAGCUGACUUCGAGCGAGAGGCGGGGUGUGACGUUUGUGUGUGGUGCCAAACACAAACUGUGUCAAAUUAAAAUAGUCAAGGCUGAAAGGCUGAAGUUCUUCACCAGUGGGUUGUCAGGACAGCACACAUGGAUAUUAAAAUGAGAAAUACUGAGAACAUGAUUAUAACGUGGCAUAAUAGCCACAAAAAAAUCGGAACAUUUAUUUAUGAAGUCCUUAUUGUCUUUAGGGGGUCGGUAGAUGACAGUGCAAAGCAACACACAAAUAAAGUCAUUUUUAAAGACAG
Molecule: messenger RNA, 24224 nt
Organism: Dunckerocampus dactyliophorus (ringed pipefish)
Lineage: Eukaryota; Metazoa; Chordata; Actinopteri; Syngnathiformes; Syngnathidae
Gene: sorcs2
Product: sortilin-related VPS10 domain containing receptor 2
Exons: 26
Coding region: 8127-11126 (999 amino acids)
Cellular component (GO): membrane
Molecular function (GO): protein binding
Source: RefSeq, a predicted model, not a curated record